AUGUCGAAUUCUCCCACGAGCUCUACACAUUCUGCCCCAAAUCCCAUCGACGCAACAAGAUCCAUCGCCUCAUCGCCGACGACGACAAUGACAUCAGCGCAUAGCGGGGGGCCGGACACAGACGGACUUAACGACAACGACGACCGGAAUAAUAAUGAGAAUUCGCUUGACGAUAUCUUUGGGUCGUCGCCAGGUAGUGAGAACUAUUUUCCGAUCAAUAACAACAACAACAACAGUGCGCGAGAAGCAGAGUCUCGGCCGGAACCCUCAGAUUUGCCCGCUCUGCGCCGGCAACACGUCACCGCUGGGUACCGCGAUGGAAUCUCAGCGUCCAAAGCCGAACACGUACAGGAAGGAUUUGAUGGCGGGUACCCCGUUGGAACGCAGUUUGGACUCAGAGUGGGCACGAUAUUGGGGAUACUAGAGGGCGUGAUCAAGGGGUUGCAAGGGCGAGACUCGGCAGGACCGGUCAAGAAACGAGCCACCCCGGGCACAAAAAAGCAGACCAACGAAAACACCGAAACGGAGGAGGAAAAAGCAGUUCGAAAUGAAAGAAUACAAAAGAUCAAGAAGCUUUACACAACAGCUGUCAAGGAAUUAGACGUUGAAGCCCUCUUUGGUGGCCUCAAGACUGACGAAGAAGGCGAAGCGGGAGACCAAAAACCAGAAGCCCGAAUGAAAGCCAAAGCUGAGCCUGUACUGGCCAAAUGGGAGAAACUCGUGGGUGUGACAACAUGGGAGGAGAACAUGGAGACAGUCGAAAGCAUGGAAGAUGCAGACGAAAAAACGGGCUGA
Molecule: messenger RNA, 795 nt
Organism: Talaromyces rugulosus
Lineage: Eukaryota; Fungi; Ascomycota; Eurotiomycetes; Eurotiales; Trichocomaceae
Exons: 1
Coding region: 1-795 (264 amino acids)
Source: RefSeq, a predicted model, not a curated record